This is a messenger RNA of Octopus sinensis (East Asian common octopus), 495 nucleotides long. Its product is annotated as zinc finger protein 430-like. The transcript is spliced from 2 exons. The coding region runs from base 1 to 495 and encodes 164 amino acids. NCBI's taxonomy places the organism in Eukaryota, Metazoa, Mollusca, Cephalopoda, Octopoda, Octopodidae. The record is from RefSeq and is a predicted model, not a curated record.
AUGGAAAUUGAAUUACGUGAUAAUGAGGUUAAUUGUAAUACACAGUCGUUAAGGAUUGAUUUUACUGCAGAUGAAACAGAAGAAGAAGAGAAAACAUCAUUUCACUGUGAUGUCUGCAACAAGUCCUUCUUUCUCAAAGAUGAACAGACGAUUCACAAAUGUUUCCAUGCAGGAGAGGAUCUCUAUCACUGUGACAUCUGUGGUAAAUCAUUCUCUGAAAAGGUUCGUCUGACCACACAUAAACACAUUCACGCAGGUGUCGAGCCGUAUCGCUGUAACACCUGUGGUAAAUCAUUCUCUCAGAAUCAUAGCUUAGCUAUUCACAAAUGCAUCCACAUUGUGGUUAAGUCACAUCAUUGCGAUAUCUGUGGUAAAUCAUUCUUUGGAAAUAGCGACCUAACCACUCACAAACUUGUUGUUGUGGGUGUAGUCUGCUCAGUCCAACUGGCAUCCGUUAUCCACAACUCACCAGACUUGACGAAUUUCCAGAUCUGA